Frankliniella occidentalis (western flower thrips) is the source of this 3724-nucleotide messenger RNA. RefSeq names its product rab11 family-interacting protein 1 (gene Rip11). Gene Ontology annotation, cellular component: intracellular membrane-bounded organelle. Gene Ontology annotation, molecular function: small GTPase binding. Gene Ontology annotation, biological process: regulated exocytosis. The coding region runs from base 293 to 1948 and encodes 551 amino acids. NCBI's taxonomy places the organism in Eukaryota, Metazoa, Arthropoda, Insecta, Thysanoptera, Thripidae. The record is from RefSeq and is a predicted model, not a curated record. The transcript is spliced from 9 exons.
UGUGCAGGCAACAGUCGCUGAUUGAGAGAGUGCACUAGUGCUGCGCAGUGUUUGGGGCCGACCCAAACUCAUCUGAGCUAACUAGGCCUUGCCUUUGGACGUUGUUUUGUCAUUGCUCAAAUAGUUAAUACACGACGAAUCUGUUGUGUUGUUUUUUGUACAAUUCGGUCGAAGGAUUGUCAGAGCUGUGGUGCAGUGUUUUGCUUGAGUAACGGUGAAUGUGGUGAUGGUGUGAGAGGUCCGAGAUCUAUGUCCCACCAGUGACGUGUGAAGCCGUGAAUUCUUCAUCAAAAUGUGGAGCCCGACACACGUCCAAGUGACAGUACAAAAAGCUCGUGGACUUCUCAUUAAAGGGAAAAAUGGUUUCAAUGAUGCCUUUGUAACAAUUGCUUUGGGUAAAGAAAAAUACCAGACGUCUGUGAAGGAAAAGGCACCUGCUAAUAUUGAAUGGCAUGAAGAAUGUGAAUUGGAGAUCCCCAAACAUGGCAACACUGCAGAGAUCACCCUCACAGCUCUACAUCGCAAUUUUUUGGGAGUGGAUGAAUUUUUAGGAACUGUCAGCAUACCUUUAUCUGAGUUUGAUGUCUACGAAAGACCCCGUAAUAGAUGGUAUACACUUCGGGGCAAACCUGGCAAAGAGAAGGGAAAGGAUAAGCAACGUGGUGAACUUGAAGUCAAGGUGGGAUUCAUAGUGAAGGCUGGCUCCCUAACUGACCUAAGUAAGAAAGAAAAACACAAAUCUUCAUUGGGCCAGUUGUCGCAUAUGGCACAGUCUGUUGGUGGAAGUCUUCUGAGCAUUGGGAGUCUGGAAAAGAAGAAGGGAUUGAAAAAGCUUGCAAAGUCUAUUGGAGCCAGAGUAGGCAGAGGAUCAAAGAAACACAUAAGUGAAGAAGUUUUACCUGAAGGGUCUGUUUAUCAGUCUUCUGGUCAAAGAAUUGGUGAUGCUGAUCCAGGAGUCAUAAGUGAGGGUGAAAGUGAUGAUGAAUUCAGGUUUGAUGAACUAUCUCACAAGAGUUCUGGCAGCUCUCUUAAUAUUCAUGGAUCUAGUGGAGCACAGCAUACUCCUGUAUCAGGUUCAAUGGAAAAUCUAGCUGGCGGAGAGUUCCUAAGGCGGUCAGCUUCUGGAGUGUCCAACUCAUCCCUAGGCCGGAAUACUUUAGGGCCUCCAUCUAAGCCACCUCGUACUCUUCUUCCCAACCCUUCUCCAGUGACAGUGACUCCACCAGCUGAUGAAUGGGAACAAAAAUUGUAUGGUGGACGCAAAGAUGUUCCAAGUGCAGAUACGCUAAAACGUCGCUCUUGGGAGAGUCCACGGCUCCCUGCCCCAAGCCAACCACAUGAGGAUGUUCCACCACCACUCCCAUCCACCCCUGCACCAACCUCACCAGCCAUGCCUGCUUCCCCAGCAUUGACUUCAUCACCUGCACUUCCAGCUUCUCCCAGCUUCACUAAAACCAAAAGCGGUCUUAACUCUGCAUUUGGCUCUCAACAGUCAAUUGGAAGUGGGGGAGCAGAUGCAGAUAAGGUAGAGGAAGAUAAAGACAAGACCAAAGAAAAAAAUAAUUUGAAAUCAAAAUUCAAAAAUUUCCGCAUGGGCAAAGAUUCAAAGUCACCUGCCCCAGAGCCUCCAAUUGUGUUAAACUCUCCAGCGAUUGACACUCGUGGGGAAAGGAUCAUUGUGGGUCGAGAAAAAGAGAAGAAUAAUCAAGGUUCCCCACAAUUGCAGUCUCGUUUAUCCUCUGAAGUUUUACGCAAAUUUGAAGGGAAAAGCAGGGAGGACUUGAUUGAAAUGGUCAUGAAAAUGGAAGGAAAACUUGAUGUUCAAAAGAAACGAGUGAAGGAUCUUGAAGACUACUUAGACGAUCUCUUACUCCGAGUAAUGGAAACCACUCCUCGGAUCCUUCAAAACCCGUUUAUUACUUGUAAGGCACAAGCGCGAUUUUCUUAAAUUACAAAAUGAGAUAAGCACUUACAUUUUGAAACAUUACCAUCAGUGUUUGCUCACUCAUGAUUUAAGUUAAAACAGUGAAUGCUUCAUUCUUGUAAACAUGUGGAAUGAACUUUUUACAAUCUUAAUGUCUUCAAGAGGUUUUUCAAAUAAACAUUCUGCUUGGUUAUGAGGAUGACAACAUCUUAAUUUAUUGAUAUUAAGAGAUUGGUAGGUACUAUUGUUAUUGUAUAGCAUGGUGAUUGUUUUGAUGAUAUAUAUUUUAUUGAAUGACUAAUACGUACUGUUUUUGUCUGUUGAUGAAAUGUUUUAUUAUGCGCAGACAGAUUCAUUUAGAUCAUAUUUUUAUACUGCACUUUACUUCUUAGCUUCAGCCUAUGCUAGUUGUUUGCCAUAUUUUUGAGGCCAAGUGUGCACCUGGUUGAAUUUUUGUAAAUAUUAGAUCUAUCUUUCUGCAAGAUUUCAAUUUUUAACUAGCUCUUGGUCAUCAUGAGAAGUAGUGAGUUUUUUUUAAAUCUAUAAAGUGACAAAUGGUACUAAGGCUGCUAUGGAAGUGUGUAUUUCCAAUGAGGCGUAAUGGUCUUGCCUCUUGACCCCUACUGUGAAUAAGAACUUCUUAUGAAUUUGUAUAUAGAUGGUAUAUGCGUACUAUGCCUGAAAAAGCCGAGAAGAAUUUUAUGAUACAAGUAAUUCUACAUCACAAAUGUAAUUUGAAAGUAUAAUGAUUUUAUGUUAUGUGCAAAUGGUUUCCCUUGAUUUUGAUUUUGCCCUGGUAAAUGGAGGAUGACUAAUAGAUGCCAUUAUAUGAUAUAGUCACUUAUUAUAUUAAAUCAUAUUUGUAGGCUUCUUGCACUUGCUACUUACUUUGCUAAAUCAUUUUGAACCAGCUUUUGAAAAUCAUGUUUUAUGUAAUGUUUCCCCAAUGUGAUUGUAUCAUGGACUUUAAUGAGAUUCAAUGUGAUUAUUGCUUUUUAAGUGAGAGCUGAAUAUCAGAAAUACGUCCUCAAAUUCUUCCCUAUUUUUUGGAAUACUUAAUAUUUACUGUGAUAAAGGCAAAUUUGAAGCAUAUUGUCAGCUUUUCUUUUGAUGACUGGCUCAGUGCUAAGAGCAGGUGUAUGUGACAUGAGUCAUGGCAUUCUAAACUGACAUAAGCCCUUUCAUGCAUUCUUUACGCCAUAUUAACAAAUUUUAUGUUAUUAAUUACUGUGUAUGGACCUGUGAUUUGCUCUUAUUAGACUUAAAAGUUCAUAUGAGGCUUAAAGGCAUCUUUGCUGUUUUAUUGGUACCUAUAUUAUUAAUCUGGAUGUGAUGGUUAUAUAGGGCCGAGCCGUCAAAAAUGCAACUGUGCAAGGGCAAUAUAUUGUAAUUACAAAUAUUUUAAUCUAAGAGUAAAUAAUAAUAUAGCUGUGUUAUAUGUGGGGAGAAAGCAUUAAUUCCAGACUGAUUUGUGGAUAUUGGAUGUGUGUUUAUGUUUUACAUCCUAAAUUCCGUCCAAAGCAAAAUAUUCUUAAGAAAAAUGGAGCUGGUGAACCUCCUGUCAUUUCUUUACAAGUAGUCUAAACGACACCUGUCUCACUAGUAAUUGCCAUAUAGAGCAGCUAUGAUUUUGUAUGAGGGAAGAGAAGCAUGUACACUAGUUGUGAACAGCCUUGAUUUCGUGUGUAAAUAUAAGUUGCCAAUGCUACAAGUUAGUCUUCCAUUCUUAGUAAAUUUAUGAUAAAAUUUGUACUGCAGGCUGCUUCGUCUUACCCCAAAUAAAACAUCCCAAAUCAUUAA